AAGUAAAUUUUGAUUUGAAAAUAAAAAUUAUCUUUAAAGUUAACUAAUAUCAAUCUAUAUCAACCGGCUUUUUGGUCUCUCAGGGUCCAAUAACUAAAAAGUAAUGCGGUGGCCACCACUCCAUUGAUCAUUGUUGAUAUUUUACCUGUAAAACUCUUAACACAAGCUUACUUUUAGAUUGACAUCAAUGAUGCUCUGGAAAGUCUCUGGUGUCUCUUCUAGUGGCGGAGUGAAUCUGACAAUGCCAGCACAGUUGACGAGAAUGUCUGGGUAUUUUCGGUAUUCAAGGAAGAUUUUAUUUAAUAUAUCCACAGGUGGUGUGUCGGUCACAUCAAACUUCAUAAAUGAAUGGCUAGCUCCUGGACAUAACAAGGGGUUUUUUUAACUUUGCUUGAACUAUGAACUAUGAAACAAAUUUACAAAGCACAGAACAUUUCUUUUCCUAAGUCUAUGAUCAUGCAAUUGAGUUCAAAUAAUAACAACAGCUAUGAACUAAGUCUGAUGCAAAGUUGUGGUGGGAGAGGCCCAAAAAAAGAAACAUGGUUUUUUUUAGGAAGGGCCGGUUUCUCGUAUAAAUCCGUAGUUCGCUUGUACGCCGUAAUGAGGCUCAUCACCAUUUACAAGCAUAACAUAAUGCCAAUUUCAGCUCUGUAUCUGUGAUGUACGCUUCGCUGUAUGUUUUAAAGUUUUUAUUUAAACAAUCAAAUCUCCGGCCGCGCCCUAGGUAUGACCCAGACCGCUCAAAGAAGACCACUAAGAAAAAAGUAUUUCUCGGCUGUUUUUACACUCUAUAACCCAUUUUCGUAAUUUAACCUCACUCAUUGUGUUAUUGACACCACCUUCCGUCAUGUUUUAAAAAACACACAGAGAAUCGUAAAUGACAGCUACAGAGCUGAAAUUUGUGUCAUUCAGUUCACAAAAGAUGCCAGUAAAUGGCGGUGAGUGAAAUACGGAUUUAUACGUGAAACCGGCCCUACUUAAAAACCGCCCUCGUAUUUUGUAGUUUUACAUAUUGGUAUCGUGGAGAUGACCAACAUGAAGUAUAGCCUACCUGGUAAUGUUUCCAUUGUUGCCUUCGCUCCAUAGUCAUCCACACAUGUGACAACUACCGUGGCACCUUCUCUGGCCAACACCUGACAUGCUGCUCUGCCUAUGCCACUACUGCCACCUGCGUCAUGCAUUUAGCAUCAGAAAAUGCUAUGGACUCGACGAUUUGGAAGCUUCUAGAAACCGACGUGCAACCUUCUAGCAAGUUGUCUUCUUGAAGAAAACCCUACAACAUUUGAUACCUAAUGGAUUUUUCAAAAUUAUUUUAACACCAGCUCUUAUAACACCAAGGAAAGAAAGGAUGCCAGCACGAGAAGCCUAUAUCAUGUUGGUGGGGAUCCUAAUGGCUACUUGCCGAGAAGUAAGCGGGGUCGUCGUCCAUGCAACCGUGGAUCUAGGAGGGGGACAAACGGAAUUGCUGCAGAUGCUUUUGAAAAAGAUUGACACGAUGGUCAGUAAAGAACAAGAGGACACUAAGAUAAUUGCAACAGAGGGUUCAGAAUUGGCAGAUACCCUACUGCAGGCCUCUUCAUCGGUCACAAUCAAGGGUAACAUCACCGAUCACGACAGACGAUUGACUCUUACCUUCACACUACAGGCGUCCAGGUCAGACCACAGCUCUGCCACCGCCAUGAUAGAUGCUGAUGACGAAGACGCUGAGGAAGAUGAUGAGUGGCGAUGCUGCAGCUCCAGCGGCGUGCUGACUCCGAUAGUGGACGUCGUGGAGCCAUACUUCCUCGGCUUCGUGGAGCUCGUGGUCAACGGCAUCCUCAGCACAGUGAUCAGCAACUUUCUAGAGGGCAGCAAUCUUCUGGGAGACGUCAGACUAGUUUGAACCGUUCUACUCUGUAACUUGCUGUAGGGGUCUAAAAAUAACUAUUGAUUAGGAAUCCUAAAUAAGUGUAUAUCAAUCCACCCAAUGUAUCUUCCAAAUCUUAUGGAUUGGCUGAAGAAAAUAUUUUUAAAAGCUAUUUUCGUCGUCACAUUUAAAAAUGUAAAUGGGUCAGCUGAAGACAAUUUGAUGUACUUUACGUUCUGUAACGCCUACAUGUUUUGGUGUCUUCUCUUCGUUAACAUGAUGUCACGGCUAUUAGAACGGAAAACUGUAAGUAUCAUAAACACAAAAAAAUGACGUUGUUGGCCCAAAAGUAAAAAUAUCCGUAUUAAAUGGAAUAAUUGUCAAACCAGAUGUUACCGUUAUCGGGUCAGUCGGUCAAUGACGUUAUUUGUUUAUGUUUAUGAGCCAUACUGUUAUCCGUCAUAAUAUUCGAGGAGUCUGUUUAAAUAAUUUUAAAAUAAUUGCCACCAAAACGAGCGGUCUAUUUGUAAACAGUUUCUUCUCUGGAUUACAUUUCCUUGGUUAAAGAACAAUGAAAACAUCGUAAUUAUUCUUAUUUUCUUUCCAUCCUGUAAAUACUGAAAAUUGCAAAAAGUAAAGAUUAUAAUAACGUCAAAAGUAAAAACAAAAGUAAAGUUCUAAAUUUAUAACUUUCAGAUAUGAGUUUUUGAACUCAAAUAUUUCCAUGGGGAUGGUAAGAUAUACAGCUGGUUUACAAUGAAGAAAAUUAAGUGUACGGCUUCGUUUGUUAAACAGUGUUACUUUACUGUACUGCCAAUGAAAUGUUUAACCCUUUUUUACAAGAAGGUUUUUAACAUUUUUGUACUUAUAGCUAAGAGAAUUUUAACAUCAAAUCUAUAUGAGUAAAUUGAUGAGUUCUUAAAUUAAAUAGUUUAUUAUUUUGUGUAAUAUUUUAAAUUCCAUUCAGAAAAUAUUCUUAAAACAAAUUUACUUCCUUAGUUACAUUUUUUUCUCAAACGAUUAAUUGUUGCUAAAUCAACUUUCUGGUGAGUUUUUUUUCCUUUUAUUGUUCUGGUAAAAGUAGAAGUAAACCACACAAUAAGUAGUCUUAAAACUGAGAACAACGAAAAUGUAAGACUUAAUGCAUGUUUAUUGCACUGAUUCAAUAUAGACAAAUGUAAAAAACAUUGAAUGAAAAUAAAUUUACGAUCCUCUGACUAUUAA
Molecule: messenger RNA, 3070 nt
Organism: Macrosteles quadrilineatus (aster leafhopper)
Lineage: Eukaryota; Metazoa; Arthropoda; Insecta; Hemiptera; Cicadellidae
Exons: 6
Coding region: 1349-1882 (177 amino acids)
Source: RefSeq, a predicted model, not a curated record